CCGUGGACAUUGCAUUGUCGAUGUAAGAAUAUUAUCGUUUAGGAUGUUCUAAUAAUAUAAUAUUUCGUUUUAACGAUCGUCGAUCAUCAUGGUAAAUUGUUGAUUUCCGUUCGUUCAUUCGUCUUGAGUUCGUUAUCAUUUGAUGUCAGUUCAACCUUGGCUUAUCACUAUUCGCCCUUUACGUCCCAUCCGGAAGACCUUGUGCACAGCAGCAGCUAUCAUCUACACAGUAGUCGUGGAUAACCUAACACAGAAAAAGAAUAUUAAAUUAGUCAUGACCGAAGAGGCAAGUUAAGAACAGUUUUUCGUUCCAUUACGCGAGACUUCGAGAACGUGCAGUCGGGCACACAAGGCUGAUAGGGUAUAUAGAACAGCAGCAUAAUGGCAGACGAUAAAAGUAAAAAACUUUCUCGAUGGUACUUUGGUGGUCUUGGUUCAGCUGGUGCUGCCUGUUGUACGCAUCCGUUAGAUUUACUCAAGGUACAUUUACAAACACAACAAGAAGGAAAAGUAUCAGUCAGCCGCUUAGCCAUGAAAAUUGUUCGAGAACAGGGUGUGUUCUCUUUGUACACAGGUAUUUCAGCAUCUUUGUGUCGUCAAUUGUCAUAUUCAACUGUGCGAUUUGGAAUAUAUGAAGUUGGAAAACAAUCUUUAUCUACUCCAGGGGAAAAUAUUCCAUUCUACAAGACUGUACUGUUGGCUUCAGCCGCAGGAGCUGCUGGUGGUUUUGUUGGUACCCCAGCUGAUAUGAUUAAUGUUCGAAUGCAGAAUGAUGUUAAAUUGCCAUUGGAAAGCCGUAGAAACUACAAACAUGCAUUUGAUGGGUUUGUGCGUGUUUGGCGAGAAGAAGGAUUUACCAGAUUGUUUUCAGGUGCAUCAACAGCUACAAUGCGUGCCGUUUUAAUGACAGUUGGACAGCUAUCAUUCUAUGAUCAAGUCAAACAAUUAUUACUAUCAACUGGAUAUUUUGGUGAUGAUUCUACUACACAUUUUUUGUCUAGUCUUACCGCUGGUGCUGUGGCAACAACCCUUACUCAACCACUGGAUGUAUUAAAAACUCGAGCUAUGAAUGCUAAACCCGGAGAAUUUUCAGGUACUCUUGAUCUUGUUAAAUAUACUGCAAAGCUUGGUCCAAUGGGCUUUUUUAAGGGUUAUAUACCGGCAUUUGUGAGAUUGGCUCCUCAGACAAUACUUACAUUUGUCUUCUUAGAACAAUUAAGAUUAAACUUUGGCUACCAUAAGACUCCUGCAAUAAAGGUUUAGUCAUGUUAUGGAAGUGGUUGGUAGAGAAUAAUUAUGAAAUUGGUCUAAUUUUCUUGUCUGUUCUGUAUUUUAAUUAAUCUUUUCAUGGCAUUUUAGCUUCAUAUUCUUAAUAUCCGUAUUGUUUUAACAAACAACUACUAAUAGGUUUUAAUGAAACAUAGUAUUUUAUGGUAGAUGGCUUAUUAUUUAUUUACAAAUAGAGAUUAGUUUUAUUAUUCAAUAUUUUUGUAAAUAAAAUCUGGCUCAGGUAACCUAUAGUAUUUGUAUCCAAAGCAAUAUAAAAUUUAAAAUACAAUCAAAAUCUUUAUUUUUUUUAUUUUUAUAUUGUUAUUGGAGUUAUUUA
Molecule: messenger RNA, 1606 nt
Organism: Sipha flava (yellow sugarcane aphid)
Lineage: Eukaryota; Metazoa; Arthropoda; Insecta; Hemiptera; Aphididae
Gene: Dic1
Product: mitochondrial dicarboxylate carrier
Exons: 8
Coding region: 382-1263 (293 amino acids)
Biological process (GO): phosphate ion transmembrane transport; oxaloacetate transport; thiosulfate transport
Molecular function (GO): oxaloacetate transmembrane transporter activity; sulfate transmembrane transporter activity; thiosulfate transmembrane transporter activity
Source: RefSeq, a predicted model, not a curated record